Molecule: messenger RNA, 2611 nt
Organism: Vicugna pacos (alpaca)
Lineage: Eukaryota; Metazoa; Chordata; Mammalia; Artiodactyla; Camelidae
Gene: VAMP7
Product: vesicle associated membrane protein 7
Biological process (GO): exocytosis; endosome to lysosome transport; vesicle fusion
Cellular component (GO): membrane; SNARE complex
Molecular function (GO): SNARE binding; SNAP receptor activity
Source: RefSeq, a predicted model, not a curated record
CGGGGUGCUUUAUGCGGAAGCCGGCGGCGUCCGGUCCAGCCUCCUCUGGGAGCGGGCAGUCGGCGACCCUGCGCUGACCAGCGCCGCUACUUCCGAAACCGCGAGUUCUCGGAGGGUGCCAGGACAGAUUGAAGCCAUGGCCAUUCUUUUUGCUGUUGUUGCCAGGGGGACCACUAUCCUUGCCAAACAUGCUUGGUGUGGAGGAAACUUCCUGGAGGUGACAGAGCAGAUUCUGGCUAAGAUACCUUCUGAAAAUAACAAAUUAACGUACUCACAUGGCAAUUAUUUGUUUCAUUACAUCUGCCAAGACAGGAUUGUAUAUCUUUGUAUCACUGAUGAUGAUUUUGAACGUUCUCGAGCCUUUAAUUUUCUGAAUGAGAUAAAGAAGAGGUUCCAGACUACGUAUGGUUCAAGAGCACAGACAGCACUCCCAUAUGCCAUGAAUAGUGAGUUCUCAAGUGUCUUGGCUGCACAGCUGAAGCAUCACUCCGAGAAUAAGGGCCUAGAUAGAGUGAUGGAGACUCAAGCCCAAGUGGAUGAACUGAAAGGAAUCAUGGUCAGAAACAUAGAUCUGGUAGCUCAGCGAGGCGAAAGAUUGGAAUUAUUGAUAGAUAAAACAGAGAAUCUCGUGGAUUCGUCUGUUACCUUCAAAACAACCAGCAGAAAUCUUGCUCGAGCCAUGUGUAUGAAGAAUCUCAAGCUCACUAUCAUCAUCAUCAUUGUAUCAGUUGUAUUCAUCUAUAUUAUUGUGUCACCUCUCUGUGGUGGAUUUACAUGGCCAAGCUGUGUGAAGAAAUAAAAAAAGUUAUCAUUUACCAAGAAUACGAGAGAACAAGGAGUUUAAAGCAAUCCGUGUGAUUCAAGCUUUUUAAUACUGACAGGUGGUGUCUGCCAGUCUCUUCAACACUCUUCUUUCUCUUUCGUUUUUUUAAUCUUGAUCUGUGCCUCCAGAUUUAUCUUUGUCCUACCAACCAAUUUAUUCCAGUGCACUUCAGAUGGAACCAUUUUUUGCAGCAGUAGCUUUAAAAAGGCAUUUUGUUUGUUUCUUUGGUUUUGUUAGUUAAUGUCAUCUACUUACAGAAACAUUUUUGUUUGUAACUGCACAAAGCUAUCACCAAGGUGGAAACCACCUGUUUUAUGAGAUGUCUACUAAAACUAUGGAUGACCUUUGUGCAUACAGAAGUAUUCAGGAGACAGUAUUGCCAACAUCUCACCUUAAUGUCUUUUGAUUUUGAAGGGUUUUAGGUGCUUAAAAAUAAUAUAUAUGGGGAAUUGUUAUUUGAGGAAUUGCAGUUAAACUGUUGAUAGUGCUUACUUCUAGCAGUCCAAGCAGGUAAAGUAUUCAACAUUUUAUCCCAGUCAGUUGGGGAACAUUUUGCUAGCCCAUUAGAAGCACAGGGAAUUAUCCUUGCCCUCCUACUAUUUACUUUUAGGAAGAAAGUUUUGAUCAUUCACAAACCUCACAGAUCUUAAUAUCCUUUGUUUCCCCACUGCAGUUGAUUUGAGAAGAUGGUGGCUUAAAUAUUGUUGAAGGUUGUGGGGUUUUAUAUAUUCUUUUUUCUUUGAUGGAUAUGUAGGGCAAUUGUAUAGAUAAUAGAAUGGAUAGUGGAGGAAGUGGGAAGGCACAUUCCUCUGGCUCACCAAAGAAAAAGAAGAGAACCACAAUGGAUGUGCACCAUUUUAGCUGUAUGAAGGGAGGUAGUGUGGGGAAAUUUUUGCAGCCUGGGAAAAGCCCAAACAGAAUAUGGUUAACAGUCAACUCCAGCGUUUGGGUUUGACUGGUGUUGAAUAAUAGUUUGGGUAUCCUUUGUGGUUUAAUAAGUUCUUUAAUCUGCCUAGUUUUGAAGAAUUUUGUGAGACUUGAAAGUAGACAGUAUGAUGUAUAGACACAAUACAAGACAGUUUAGCUAACAUCCAUGUAACUUCAGUGUGAAAAAAAACUGGAGUGUGAUCAUACUGCUUUGGCUACUCUGGCAUCUGUUAGCUAGUGUGUAUUUUUGGUGUGUAUCUGAAAGGAUGAUAUUUGCUGCCCUAGAUCUAAUUGCAUGUAUUUAUCAACAAAUGCCAGUAAAUGGAAAUUAUACUACAUUUGACUACUUUCCCAAUGAUAUAACAGAUUGAUCUAUAAAACGUAGCCACCUGUUUAGCCUAGUCAUGUGCCUUGAAUAUAUAUGUGUCACAUAAUCAUAAUACCUGUUCUUCCAUCUAAACCUUUCAAUUCAUGCUGAUUCAUUUAUUUGAUGUAUAUUUUUGACUCAAUGGAACUCUUUUCCUGGUGAUCAUGUAUAGUGCAAAUGUUUUUUCAGUCCUCUUUAUCAACACUAAUGCCUUUUAAUUACAUCAGCAUUUCCUAUUGGAAAACAAAUUUGUUCCAUGGAAACAUUUGGCAUUCCUGAAUAAUAAUUUCCAAAUGUCUUAAAUCCAAAGAAAAAUACUUAAAGCUUAUUUCCCUUUCUUAUACACACCUGAAUAAAAAUGAUGUGCAUGUUUUAGGGAUAAAUUACUUAACCAUCCCUUGGUCUAUUUAUGUAUAAGAAUGCUUUUAAAGCACGUAUCUUGUUUUAAAUGACGCACAAACUGAAGGCAUUAAUAAAAUUUAAGAGUAAUACGA